Molecule: messenger RNA, 1065 nt
Organism: Triticum turgidum subsp. durum (durum wheat)
Lineage: Eukaryota; Viridiplantae; Streptophyta; Magnoliopsida; Poales; Poaceae
Source: the annotation of a GenBank genome assembly
AUGGCAAGAAAUGCAAGGGCAAAGAGGCAUGCGGCUCGUCGUCUCAGGGCCACGCCGUAUCCCAUUCCUUCAUACCGCUGGAAAGCAAUGAAAGGAGCCAACCGGAAGAAAGCACUGCCAACUGUGCAGAAGAUGGACUGGGAAGAUGCCAACUGCUCUGUAUGCAUGGAAUACCCACACAAUGCUGUGCUUCUCCUUUGUUCGUCUCAUGACAAGGGCUGCCGCCCUUACAUGUGUGGAACGAGCUACCGGCACUCAAAUUGCCUCGAUCAGUUCAAGAAGGCAUACACCAAGGGGGCAUUGCUUGAGGAACUGCCUGCCAGCACUGUUGGCAGUACCUUGGACUUUGUGCCAUUGACUGCAGUCGAGAAGACUGAGUCCAUUGACCUCGCAUGCCCAUUGUGUCGUGGCAAAGUGAAGGGGUGGACUGUGGUAGAACCUGCUCGAAGUUACCUGAAUGGGAAAAGGAGAACAUGCAUGCAGGAUGGCUGCUCGUUUGUGGGGACGUACAAGGAACUCCGCAAGCAUGUGAAGUUGGAGCACCCUCUUGUGCAGCCAAGGGAAGUGGAUCCUGCCGUGGAACAGAAGUGGAGAUCGCUCGAGUUUGAAAGAGAGAGGGAAGACGCACUCAGCACGGUCACUUCAUCAAUGGGGAGGGCAGUGGUUUGGGGUGACUAUGUGUUGGACCUGGAGGAUGGAGCGGACUUGGAGGACGAAGACAGCGACGACGACGAUCGUGGCAAUGACCGGGAGGCAGAUAACGCUCGGAGGUUGAUAAUAUUCAUGAUGCGUCAAGUUGCUCAGCGACAUCGAACGCAAAGUCUCCAGAGUCCAAGUGGCAUGCCUGGAAAUGCCGAGGAAGAUUAUGCGGUUAGCGGUGGUGGUGCCAACGAGACCACCCCAUACCCUUUCACCUCGGAGGGCGACGACGAGGAUGAUAUGGCUCUGGCCGGAGCGGGAGGCGCGGCACUCACUGCACUGCCGGGUGAAGCUAUGAAUAAUUGCAGACAUGAGAACGAUGAAAUGCACAUCUGCGCUCGCAUAAUACAGCACAUUUUGGCAUAG